GAUUAGAGCCGUGGCCUAGUGAGGAUUACGUGCAGAGACUAGCGGAUAGGAAAGAAUGGCGUGAACGGAACGGACGAGGCUGGCGGGCAGGGCGUAUGGGGGUGUACAUUAUAGUUUUGGCCUUUUUUUCCUCGUUCGCUCUUGGGGAGCUUGGGGCCUUGGGCUUGAGGGAACGUGCUGGCGUGCGUGAACGGCCGCAUGAGAUCAGAGCGGGAAAAAAGGAUGGGAUGGCAGGUGUCUGUUUGUUGGUCUUUUCGCUCUCUGCGCGAAAAAAAAAAAAAAAAACAGAUGAGAAGAGGCGCUGGGCGCCGCCGCCCCGCGCCAUACUCAAAACAUCAGAUGACAUUGGGGGGAACAUAACACAGAGUAAGUCAGACCUGCCCCCCCUUCCCAUGCUCUUCUGGGCCAAGUUUGCUCUUUGGGACUCUCCUCCUUCAAAGGAGAUUGAGAAAGAUGGGAUGCUUCUGACGAAAGAAGGACGUUACUUGUGUGACCGCGUUAGGGAUUCCUUAGUUGAUCGCCGGAGAAGUAAACCACAUGUUCGACAGCCAGCCCUCUUCUACGGUAUUAACCUCGUUCCGGCAAGAAAAAAAAACUGUCCGAGAGGACGCUCUUGAGCUGGAAUGGGGUGUAAGGGGAAACACGGUACAGUUGUGACAAGAGCAGUCUCUGCAACUUUUUGCUUCCUUCCGUAUGCCAUGUCGCACAUGAGUCGCCCGCCGUAUUACAAGACUGCAGUCACGAAUCUUAAGUCAGUAUCCCAAUAAUAGUGGGUAUAGUAUCCGUGAGAGU
Molecule: messenger RNA, 792 nt
Organism: Colletotrichum acutatum
Lineage: Eukaryota; Fungi; Ascomycota; Sordariomycetes; Glomerellales; Glomerellaceae
Exons: 2
Coding region: 96-617 (173 amino acids)
Source: RefSeq, a predicted model, not a curated record